This is a messenger RNA of Puccinia triticina, 774 nucleotides long. RefSeq lists its product as uncharacterized. Gene Ontology annotation, biological process: protein quality control for misfolded or incompletely synthesized proteins. The transcript is spliced from 7 exons. Bases 1 to 774 code for a protein of 257 amino acids. Gene Ontology annotation, cellular component: endopeptidase Clp complex. The record is from RefSeq and is a predicted model, not a curated record. NCBI's taxonomy places the organism in Eukaryota, Fungi, Basidiomycota, Pucciniomycetes, Pucciniales, Pucciniaceae. Gene Ontology annotation, molecular function: serine-type endopeptidase activity; ATP-dependent peptidase activity; ATPase binding.
AUGGCGUCGGUUCGGAUGAGUAACCACCUGAAUGGAUUUAUGAAAAGUUCAAUAAUACGAUGUCAUGGUAGCCCAUAUAAUACCCGACGACCCUCAAGCUUAGCACCUCAAUCCAGAAGGAUGCUCUCUAAUUUUAAUCAGCUCAGAGGAUCCGGCUUGGUACCCAUGGUCAUCGAGCGUGAAGGACGCGGAGGAGAGCGCGCCUUUGAUAUCUUUUCUAGGCUUCUGAGGGAACGGGUCAUAUUUGUUGGUGGAGAGAUCAAUGACGCUGAUGCCAAUUUGAUAGUAGCUCAGUUGCUUUAUUUGGAGGCUGAAAGUCCAGAUCCCAUCGAGCUGUAUAUAAAUUCACCUGGGGGUAGCGUAACAGCUGGCUUAGCAAUUUAUGAUACUAUGCAAUAUAUCAGAUCAUCAGUACACACAAUCUGCAUCGGACAGGCUUGCUCGAUGGGUUCAAUCCUUUUAGGAGCUGGUGCAAAAGGUUUUCGCAAAGCCUUGCCGAACUCAACUAUCAUGAUCCACCAACCAUCCGGAGGAUCAAGUGGGCAAGCAUCAGAUAUGGCCAUUCGAGCCAACGAAAUCUUACGCUUGAAGAAGCGAUUAAUCGAGAUCUAUGCUAAGCAUUGUGGGCGAGAGGGAGAAAGUCAUAUGGACCGAUGCAAUCGAUUUGAACAAGCUCUAGAGAGAGAUAAGUUCAUGGACGGUAUAAGUGCCCAAGCUUUUGGCAUCAUUGAUCACGUGGUCGCUUCUCGUUCUUCCCAGCCAAACGAUAACUAG